AGCACGCACUCUCGCAGUCGCUGUGAUACCACAGCAACGGAACAACAACGUAUGCCACUGGUGGCUGUCGUGACAACGCCGAUAGCGCGAUAGGGCUACAGUUGACUUUGGAAGGUCGACGUGGACUUCCCCUAUCACACUCGGUUCUCACAGUGCUGUCUGCGCAUCCGUCGUAGAAAGCUAACCUCUGGGCAACAUGAGCUACGGAUAUCCGCAGGCGCAGCACCAGUACCAACCUCCGCCAGCGCCAGGAUUCGCGCCUCCGCAACAGGCGCCGCCCCCCGGCUACCCCGGUUAUCCGCCGGCACCUGUAGCGGAGCCCUACUUCGCAGCAUCGGCGCCAGUCGGCGGCACGUACCAACCACCGCCGGCUCCCGCUCCCCAGCACUUAUAUCCAACGCAGCAGCAGCCUGGCGGCUACUACGCGCCGCCGGCGCCGCCGGCAACCGUGAUUGUGAAGGAGAAAGAGGACAGUUGCGCAAAGGACUGCUGCUUGUGUGCCCUGUGCAUGGGUCUGUGCUGCCUGUGCUGCCAGGACUGAGGCGGGGCGUAUCUUCAUGUGCAUACGCUUUUCAUCGCGGCACGGGUUACAAAACAUUGUGUUCCGCGUUCUCCUACAUUUCGAGAUGACGACGGUGCUUACAAAGCAAUGGCAUCAUUAAUGCAUGGCUCUUGCGAAGGUAUAAAUCCGCAGACAGCCCACUUGACACACAAAACUUCCACGGGAGAGAGAGAGAGACUUUUAAUGCACGGUGUGCUGUCUUCAAAAGGAAUCAAGAAAGGGCUUCUCAUGUGCAGGUAACUGACGACAGUCAGCUGUGAUCAAAAA
Molecule: messenger RNA, 829 nt
Organism: Rhipicephalus sanguineus (brown dog tick)
Lineage: Eukaryota; Metazoa; Arthropoda; Arachnida; Ixodida; Ixodidae
Product: cysteine-rich and transmembrane domain-containing protein 1
Exons: 3
Coding region: 197-541 (114 amino acids)
Source: RefSeq, a predicted model, not a curated record